Messenger RNA from Aegilops tauschii subsp. strangulata, 2079 nucleotides. The record is from RefSeq and is a predicted model, not a curated record. NCBI's taxonomy places the organism in Eukaryota, Viridiplantae, Streptophyta, Magnoliopsida, Poales, Poaceae.
AUGGUUGAGAUAUUUGAUCCUAGCAAGGGCAGAUUCAUUGUACAAGACUUGGUUGGCGAAGUGUCUCUCGGUGCCGUGGAUGUUGAGUGCAUCUUGGCCUUGGAGAACCACGGACUGUCGGCAGAAGGUAUUCUCGGUGAGGAAGGUGAGGAUGUUAAAGAUCGAGUGCCGCCUCAAUUCUUGAGCAAGACCACAGGUAACAUAGUCAUCGAUGAUCUGAUUGUGGACAUCACAAAAAAUAAAUCUGCCGACGACGAUUUCCUUCGGAGAGUUGUCCUCGUGUUGCUUGGAACAGUUCUUGCUCCCAUGUCAAGCAAGACUGUACCAAAGCAAUAUUACGCAUUGGUGGACGAUGUGAAGCGUAUAUCCAAGAUUAAUUGGAAUGCAUUCACCCUCCGGGUUCUGCUGGACUGCCUUCGCAACGUGAGGAAAGGCAAACACCUCCGCCAAUGGCCGAGAGGGAACUUAGCUCUCCCGCAGUACCUAUACCGGGAGAAGGUUCAGCCUCUGGAAGGUGAAUGCGCAUUCAAUCCUAGCUUGUCCAUGGAACCUCUAAUGAGGAAUUGGACUGAAGCUGCAGCCUCAAGGAGAGACAAGUUUGAUUAUGACCACGGCCGUGGCCGUGGUAACAUCAAGAUUGAAGACAACAUAACCAAGGAGUAUAGGGCGCAGGAGCGCAAAGUACCUGAACUAGAAAAGCCAAAAAUGAAGCCCGCCGUUGGUGCGGCAAAGAAGUCCAAGUUAGCCUCAAACGCGGACGAGAUGAUGAACCUCAUCAUGAAGCGGUGUAUGGAUUACAUACGCAGCCAAAUGAAGGAAAUACCGGAACAAGUAGCCGAGAGAUUGCUAGAGAAGUUGAACCAAAAUGGUGUGAUGUAUAAGCCAGCGGCUGCUGCGGCUUCCGGCAACAACGAUGCCGACCUAGAAGUGGAUUCCUUUGAGAAUGAGCCCGUGAUUGAUUUGACACAGCCUGACGAGCCUGUUGUAAACCAGAACAACGAUGAUGAGGAAAAAACACCAGCCAAGUUAAAUGUUGUCAAGACAACGAAGCCUACUGAUGAGUGCGGCGCACAACACCGGAGAACCCUUGGAUUGAUGGUGGGUAAGAGCAAGGGGAAAAAGUCUGCAGCAACCGCAAAAGAAGACGAUGUUAUAUCCGGGAAGCGCCGACGGACUGUUCCCAAGAAAUUUGAAUCCCCCUUCAAACUUGACAAGCCCGGCAAGCGAAGCGCUCGCGCUCUGUUUAGUGACAAUGACAUGGAAGGCUCUGUUAAGGACGAUUUGACACCGGAACUCAUCGAUGCUACUGUUGCGUUUGUGGAGGCAGCUGCUCGGUCUGAGAAGAAUAUGACAAAAAGAGUUUACUACAAUGAACGUGGCACCUCUGUGACUGUGGAGAGUAUACGACCGAUUAUCGAUGCUUAUCAGACACAUUUGGCUCUGCGCGUUGGUCAUGAUCGGCACCUCUGUCCAGCCUGGAGGUCCAAAUACCUUGUUGAUCGUGCUAAGGCACGAGACAACCCUAAACCGUCGAAAUACAACAUGGAUAGUGCGCUGAGCAGAGCUGGAGCAGUACGUAGGGUUCUGGACGAGUAUACCGUCCGUGAUAAGUCGUUUAUCCCGUUGAACGUCGGCAAUACACACCGGAUCACCGUGGUGAUGCACAACCUCAAGAAAGAAUUUCGAGUUUUUGAUUCGCUCUAUCCUCUCGAGUUCUCUCUCGACACUAUGAAAGCACUGCGACUAGCAAUAGCAAUUGAUAUGGAAGAGGCAAACCGUAUUACACCUGGCAAAUAUCCAGACGUCACUAAGUGGCCUAUCAUACCUCAGAUCGACAUGCCACUACAAGAGGACGGGAACUCUUGUGGCCUUUUUGUGAUUGAAGUUAUGGAGCGUUGGGACGGGGAUCGAUGGACCGCCGAUUUUACCCAGGGCACGGUUAAUGCAAGGAGAAGGCGUCUCGUUGCCGAGUUGGUUCUCUCACCUACCAACACGCUCGAAUGUGUGAAGAACAAAAUCCGCGACAUCGCAAAGAAAAGCGCAAGGCGUGAAGACAUCAUACAUGAUUCAAGAUUCUAG